Molecule: messenger RNA, 15936 nt
Organism: Loxodonta africana (African savanna elephant)
Lineage: Eukaryota; Metazoa; Chordata; Mammalia; Proboscidea; Elephantidae
Gene: ZNF446
Product: zinc finger protein 446
Exons: 7
Coding region: 814-2352 (512 amino acids)
Biological process (GO): regulation of DNA-templated transcription
Source: RefSeq, a predicted model, not a curated record
GGUUUGAGCGAAAAGCGACCGCUGAGGGGGUGGGCCGCAAGCACUUUGUGACCCUUCGGGCCCCAUCGUAAAUAGGACACCUCUCAGGCAUAAGAAGCCUCUGGAAAUGAGCUCCCACUGGUCGAGACUGGGACUCCGCUUUUUUGCUGAGGCUCAAGGGAAACGUAGUCCGAAGGGAGAGGACGGUGCCUUUGGGGUAGGCCCCUGAUUAGCCAGGGCAACGCGUGGGAGGGGCGAGUCGGUGCGUUCUACGCAAGCGCGUGGAGAAUGGCGUGCGGAGCUGGCGCGGCGCCAUUUCCCGGAAGUUACCUACGGGACACCGGCGCCGUGGUAAAGGUGAGCGUGGCCUUUCCCACCCCCUGGAGCGGCGCGGGGCCUACUUUCGGGACCCGGCCGUCCCCUACCCUCGGCCUUGAGCGUCAGUUUCUGUCCCGACGUGCCGUGCGCGUCCGCACCAUCGAACGUAGUCCAGGCCGUUCCUGCCUCCCAUGAACACCGUUCUCUAUACCCGUACCUGGGCCCCCGCCUCCGUGAAGACCUCCUCCCUCCUUUCCCUUUUUGGGCGCCCGCAAGGGACAGACAGCAGAGGUCAAGGGCCCCUCGGACAGGCCGGAGGUUGGGCCUGAGCUGAACAAACCUCCUCCGAGCUUAAUUUCCGGUCCAUGCUUGACUUCUCACAGUAAAGCGAGCUGUGCCUACCUGAUGAAGAUGUGAGAAACGCUCGACGAUUGAGAACUCGUUAGAAUUCUGAAAGAGCUGGUUAAAUUGCAUCGAGUUCUGAACAGAGUUUUGUGUGAACGGAAAUUUGCCAGUAUGGGACGAACCAGAGAAAACCCAUGUCGAGAAUUUUUCAAGUAUGAAAAGAUUGAAAAUAAAAGCACGUGUAAAAUUUGCAACACAGAUAUGGUUGGAGACCAUGCAGCGAAUUUAGAGAGACACCUGAAGCGUCACCAUACGGAUGAGUACAAUGCAGUGCAAAGCAAGAAGACAAAGAAGAUUGAAGAAAGUGUCAGAAGCGUUCCGAAUAAGCAACAAAAAACUUUAGAGGAGUUUAUGGAGUGUGCUGUUCCAGAAUGCCUUAAGGUCCCUCCUGGCAGCUCCAACAAGACCUCCCACACAAGAAUGCCAUCCCCACUGGGCCCCCUGCGCCUACCCACUCUGGACCCCACAGCUACCCUGGAGGAGCUUGAGGCUGCACGCCUGAGCUUCCGGCAGUUCCGCUACCAGGAGGCAACAGGGCCCCAUGAGGCCUUGGCGCGGUUGCGUGAGCUCUGCCACCAGUGGCUGCGACCUGAGGUGCACUCCAAGGAGCAGAUGCUGGAGCUGCUGGUGCUGGAGCAGUUUCUGGGCGUGCUGCCCCUCGAGAUACAGGCUUGGGUGCGGGAGCAGCUACCAGGCAGCCCUGAGGAGGCCGUGGCCUUGGUCGAGGAGCUGCAGCAUGACCCAGGGCGGCUGCUGGGCUGGAUCACAGCACAUGUCCUGGGGCGAGAGGUUCUCCCAGCAGCCCAGAAGACAGAGGAGUCCUCAGGGAGCCCCCUCCCCUCAGGUACAGUGGAGUCCUCUGGUGCAGCCCCUGGAGAGGGGCCCCAGGUUGCCCAGAUGGAGGGGCCUGCCCAGCUCAUCUGCAACGUGAAGGAGGAGCCAGAUGCCGACGGGCAGGAGAUGGCUCUCCCAGACCCCCCGCUUCCAGCCCAGUCCCCCGAGAGGCACCUUGAACAUCAGAAGCCAGCCUCCACAUCCUUCCUCCCUCCCAGGAUUCAGGAGGAGUGGGGGCUGCUGGACCCGUCGCAGAAGGAGCUGUACUGGGAUGCGAUGCUUGAGAAGUAUGGGACGGUGGUCUCCCUGGGAGACGAGGGCAGGAGCCCCUGCGAGGCCCCCCCUGGCUAUGCAGAGGCCCAGCCACCGUGGGGUCCAGCUGCUGUGCUUGUUUCGCUGCCGCAAGCGCCCCCUGUGCAAGUCCAGGCCUCAUCCCCUGGGCCUGGUCCAGAGCCAGGUGUGCUGCGCAGGAAGGCCUACACGUGUGAGCAGUGCGGCCGUGGCUUCGAUUGGAAGUCAGUGUUCGUCAUCCACAGGCGGGCGCACGCAGGCGGGCACCCAGCUACAGGGGACAUGGAGAGGCCACCGCCAAACACCCGAGAGCCACUGCGCUACCCUCGGCGUGUGCCUGCAGGCCCCCACAGCUACCCAUGUGAAGAGUGCGGGCGCAGUUUCAGCUGGAAAUCGCAGCUGGUCAUCCACCGCAAGAGCCACGUUGGCCAGCGGCGUCACUUUUGCGGGGACUGUGGCCGUGGCUUCGACUGGAAGUCCCAGCUAGUCAUUCACAAGAAGAGCCAUCGGCCUGAGGCCCCAUGAAUGAACAGAGGACAAGGCCCGGUGCAGCUCCCAGCCCCUGCUUCUCAGCCUGGGUCUGGGAGACUGAAGGUGGCAGAGGGUCUCUUGCACCAGGCCCUGUCAGACCUGAGGAAAAGAAGCCUCUGACUCUCCUUCCAGCUCCUGCCCUCUGGAAUGAAGCCUGAGUUCAAAUCUACUGCUAAUUGGAGACCAUGGGGUAACCUGUGUGCCAGCCCCCCAGUUGUGACAGGGUAUAGGCCGAGGAUGUUCAGAAACUGCCCUUCCCUGCCUUUCUGGGAAGUGGCUAAGCUUAGGUCUGUGUCAAAGGCAGCAGAAGCCCUGAAGGUAAAACCGACUUCUCCCUGGGGAAGAGGCAGCCGAAGAUGUGGUUCUGCUGGGCCUGGAAGGCCCUAGGCAGCUCCAUGUGACCUGUGGUCCUCCUGGCCCUCAGCGCGUGUUUUAGAUUUUUUAAACUCCAUCGCCUGCUUUUAAAACCAGGAGCUUCUGGAUAAGAAUCUCAAUUUCUGACUUCUGGAAGGUCAGAAGAUCUAGCAAUGCUCUCCUGACAGCUGGAUCUGCAGAACAGCUGUGCCCAGGAGGAUGGCCAUCCCCCCCCCCACCCACACAUGGUCCCUGAAAUCCCCCAGCCACCCCCUGCCCCCACUCCCACGUGCCUUCUUGCCCAUUGGCCUCUGGCCUUGAGUCCUGCUUAGGUGGACAGUUACAGGAGUUCCUCCCAUAGCUAAACUAGUGUGACCACCAAGAGGGGCCCAAGGGUGUGAAGUGGGUUGUCAGCCAGGCUUGGAUAAGGCCAUCAGCACCUUUGGGGCAGGCGUUUGCUCCCACAGCCCACAUGAUAACCCAGAAUAAUCUCCCCCUCUCAGGAAUCUUAAUCACAUCUGCAAGUUCCCUUUUCACAAAAUGAGGUAACUUACGGGUUAUAAGGAUUAGGACGUAGAAAUCUCUAUGGGACCAUUAUUCAGAGACAGUAAGGAUGGUGGUAGGGGGUAGUAACCACACUGAGGGAGGAUGGGUAGUUUUUUAAUAAAGUUUUUCAUAUUUAAAAUUAUGUUUCCUUAGAAAAAUUUGAAAUAUACAAGAGGGAAAAGAAGAAUAUGAAAAUGGUCUCUAGUUUCACUGUCUCAAGUUAACACUAAUUCCAGGCAGGAGCGUUUUUUUGUAUAGCAUCCUGUGAGGUUACGAUAUAUUGUUUUAAGUCAUAUUCUUUUCAUUCCCUCAUUUCCCUAGGUUAUUGAAAACUUGUUUUUAAAGGCCUGGGUGAAUCUUGCAUUUUUUGGUCCGUGCCGUCAUGUCUACCAAGCCCAGAGAUUUGCCUGAUGUACCCUGUGGCACACAAAACUCUAAGGCACCCAAGUGUGUACCUCGGGUAUAACUCUGGCUAUCUCCUUAGGACAAAUUUCCCAACGUGUUUUUCUCUGUAUAAGUCUUUUACAUCCCUAGUUAGAUUUAUUCCUAAGUAUUUUAUCUCUUGGAGGGGCUAUUAAAUAUUGUUUUCCUGAUUCCCUUUUCUGAGUCAUCCUUGGUAAUGUAGAUGUUUGUAUGUUGAUCUUUUACUUUGCCACUUUGCUGAAUCCUUUCUUUCUGUUUCAGUAGCUUUCUUGUGGAAUCUGAGAUUUUCUAUGUAUAGAAUCAUAUCUGUGAAUAGGGAUAGUUUUACUUCUGUCUUACCAAAUUGUUGUUAGGUGCCAUCGAGUUCACUCCGACUCAUAGCAACCCCAUGUUCGACAGAAUGAAACACUGCCCUGUCCUGUGCAAUCCACACAGUUUUUACUAUGAUUGAGCCCGUUGUUGCAAUCACUGUGUCAAUCCAUCUCAUUGAGGGUCUUCCUCUUUUUCACUGAUCCUCUACCAAGCAUGAUGUCCUUCUCCAGGGACUGAUCUCUCCUGAUAACACGUCCAAAGUAUGUGAGAUGUAGUCUCGCCGUCUUUGCUUUUAAAGGGCAUUCUGGUUGUACUUCUUUGAAAACAGAUCUGUUCGUUCUUUUAGCAGUCCCUGGUAUAUUCAGUAUUCUUCACCAACACAAUUCAAAGACAUCAGUUCUUCCUUAUUCAUCGUCCAGCUUUCUCAUGCAUAUGAGGUGAUUGAAAACCAUGGCUCGCGUCAGGCGCACCUUAGUCUUCAAGGUGACAUCUUUGCUUUCUAAAACUUGAAAGAGGUCUUGCAGCAGGUUUGCCCAGUGCAGUCUGUCAUUUGAUUUCUUGACUGCUGCUUCCAUGGGUGUUGAUUGUGAAUCCAUGUAAAAUGAAAUCCUUGACAACUUCAAUCUUUCCUCCAUUUAGCGUGAUGUUGUUUAUUGGUCCAGUCGUGAAGAUUUUUCUUUCCUUUAUGUUGAGAUGUAAUCUAUAGUGAAGGCUGUAAGUCUUUGAUCUUCAUCAGUAAGUGUUUUAAAUCCUGUUCACUUUCAGCAAGCAAGGUUGUGUCAUCUGCGUAAUCCAGGUUCAUAAUGAGUCUUCUUCUGAUCCUUAUGCCCAAUUCUUCAUGUAGUCCAACUUCUUGGAUUACUUGCUCAGUGUAAAGAUUGAAUAGGUAUGGUGAAAGGAUACAACCCCGAUCCACGCCUUUCCUGACUUUAAACCACACAGUAGCCCCUUGUUGUGUUUGAACGACUGCCUCUUGAUCUAUAUACGGUUUCCUCAUGAGCAUAAUUAAGUGUUCUGGAAUUCCCAUUCUUCAAAAUGUUAUCCAUAGUUUGGUAUGAAUCACACAGUUGAAUGCCUUUGCAUAGUCAAGAAAACGCAGGUAAACAUCUUUGUGGUAUUCUCUACUUUCAGCCAGGAUCCAUCCGAUAUCAGCAAUGAUAUCCCUGGUUCCACGUCCUGUUGUAAAUCUGGCUUGAAUUUUUGGCAGUUCCCUGUCAAUAUACUGCUGCAGCCACUUUUGAAUGAUCUUUGGCUAAAUUUUAUGUAUCCAUUUUACUUACCAAUUUGGAUGCCCUUUGUUUCCCUUUCUUGCCUUACUGCUUUAGCUAGAACUUCCAGUACGGUAUUAAAAAUAAGGGUGGUGAUACUGGGCAUCCUUGUCUGGUUCCACUUUUCAAGGGGAAUGCUUUCAGUCUCUCUGUUGAGACUAAUGUUGGCUGUUGUAUGCCCUUAAUUAUAUUGAAGGAUUCUCCUUCUAUUCCUAUUUUGCUGGAAUUUUUAUCAGGAAAGGGUGUUGAAUUUUAUCAAAUGCAUUUUCUGCACCUAUUGAGAUGAUCAUGUAAUUACGCUCCCUUUGUUUUGUACCUGUGGUGAAUUAACACUGAUUUUCUAAUGUUGAACCAUCGGUGCAUACCUGGUAUAAGUCCCACUUGGUUAUUAUGUAUUAUCGUACUGAUAUGCUGUUGAAUUCUACUGGCUAAAAUUUUGUUGAGAAUUUUUGCAUCUGUAUUCAUGAGGGAUAUUGGUCUUUAAUUUUCUUUUUUAGUGGUAUCUUUUUUUUUUAUACCUGGGUUUGGUAUCAGGGUUAUGUGGGCUUCAUAGAAUGAAUUUGAGAGUAUUUCUUCCUUUUCCGUGGUCUGGAAUAGUUUGAGUAGAAUUGAUAUCAAUGUUUGGUAGAAUUCUCCAGUAAAGCUUUCUGGGCUGGGGCUUUUUGUUUUGUUUUUUAACUGUGCUUUAAGUGAAAGUUUACAGCUCAAAUUAGUUUUUCAUACAAAAAUUUUUACACACAUUGUUACGUGACCCUAGUUGCUAUCCCUAUAAUGUAACAGCACACUUCCCCUUCCACCCUGGAUUUUUCAUGUCCAUCCAACCAGCUCCUAUCCCUUUCUGCCUUCUCAUCUUGCCUCUAGACAGGAGCUGCCUAUUUAGUCUCAUGUAUCUACUUGAACUAAGAAGCACAGUCUUCACAAGUAUCAUUUUAUGUCUUAUAGUCCAGUCUAAUCUUUGAAGAGUUGGUUUCGGAAGUGGGUUUUAGUUCUGGGUUAACGGAGUCUGGGGCCGUGUCUUCUGGUUUUCCUUCAGUCUCAGUCAGACUGUGAAGUCUGAUCUUUUUACUAGAAUUUGAGUUCUGCAUCCCACUUUUCUCUUGCUCUGUCAGGGACUCUUGUGUUCUCUGUGAGGGCGGUCAUUGUUGGCAGCUGGGCACCAUCUAGUUCUGGUCUCAGGAUGGUGGAGUCUCUGGUUUAUGUGGCCCUUUUUGUCUCUUGGGCUAAUAUUUUCCUUGUGUCUUUGGUGUUCUUCAUUAUUCUUUGCUCAAGAUGAGUUGGGACCAAGUGGUGCAUCUUAGAUGGCCGCUCGCUAGCUUUUAAGACCACAGACGCCACUCACCAAAGUGGGUUGCAGAAUAUUUUCGUAAUACACUUUGUUAUGCCCAUUGACCUAGAUGUCCCCUGAAAACAUGGUCCCCAGGCCCCUGUGGGGCUUUUGUUAAUUGGGAGUUUUUUAAUGAUCUCUCCAGUUUCUUUUUUAUGGGUCUAUUCAGAUUUUCUACCUCAGUUUGUUAGUUUAUGUAGGUAGUGUGUUUCUAGAAAUUUGUCUUACAGGUUUCCAAAUUUGUUGUACAGUUUUUCACAAUAUUCAGUUAUAAUCUUUUUUGUCUCAUUUGGUUCUGUUGUAAUGUCACCCAUGUCAUCACUUCCUUGAGUUAUUUGCAUCGUCUCCUUUUCCUUUGUCAAGCUGGCCAGUCAAAUUACUGCAACGACAAACACAUAGACCAGUGGAAUAGAGAACCCAGAAGUAAAUCCAUCUACCUAUGGACAGCUGAUCUUUGACAAAGGGUUGAAGUUCAUUAAUUGGAGAAGAUUAGGUUCCGUAAUGGUGCUGGCAAAUUGCAGAAAAAUGAAAAAGGAUCCAUAUCUCACACCAUCCACAAAAACUAAAAAUGGAUCAAAGACCUAUGUGUAAAACCUAAAACUAUAAAGUUCAUGGAAGAAAACAUAGGGACAAACCUAGGGGCCCUAAUUAUGUCAUAAAUAGACUAUCAAACAUAACUCAAACUGCACAAACAGCAGAAGAUAAACUAGAUAACUAGGACCUCCUAAAAAUUAAAAACAAAAGACCACCAACAGAAUAAAAAGAGAAUGUAUAGACUGGGGAAAAGAUUUUGGAAACACAUCUGACAGUCUGAUCUCUAAAAUUUAUAGAAAACUUCAGCACCUCAACAAGACAAUUAAAAAAUGGGCAAAGGACAUGAACAGACACUUCAACAAAGAAGAUAUUCAAGCAGCUAACACGUGAAAAGAUGUGAUCAUUAGCAUACCAAGCCAAGUUAAUUGCUGUCGAGUCGAUUCUGACUCAGCAGUGCUAUAGGACAGAGUAAAACUGCCCAUAGGGUUUCCAAGGAGCAACUGGUACACUCAUACUGCUAACUUUUUGGUUAGCAGCCAAGCUCUUAACCACACUGUGCUACCAGGGCUCCCAUCAUCCAUUUGAGAGAUGCCAAUCAAAAGUACAAGGAGAUACCAUCUCACACUGGUAAUAAUGGCACUGAAAAAAAAUAACAUGUUACUGGAACCCUAAAUGGGACUGGUCAGUUUUGCCAUCCUGCUAUGAGUUGGAAUCAACUCGAUAGUAAUGGGUUUGGUUUUUGGUUUUUCAGGGAUGGGAGGGGAAGGGAAGGAAAAUUGGAUUUUUUUUUUAUACUAUCUAGUUAGUGAGUUUUCAUCCCUUUCCCUCCCAUCCCUAAAAAACCAAACCCAUUGCCAUCGAGUUGAUUCCAACUCAUAGCGACCCUAUAGGACAGAGUAGAACUCCCACAUAGGGUUUCCAAGGAGCAUCUGGUGGAUUUGAACUGCCAACCUUUUAGUUUACAGCUGUAUCUCUUAACCCCUAUGUCACCAGGGUUUCCAACUAGAUAGUAGACAAGUGUUAAUUCUGGUGAAGGAAAAGGCAAUACACAAUAUGAGGGAAGCCAGCACAACAUUACCCAGGCAAAGGAGGACACUGAGAGGUACACAAGAAUAAACGGCAACUAUGGUAAAUGCUGUAACAGACGAUCCUGCAACAACAGUAAUAAUUUGUGCAUAGAUGCAUAGGCAAAUAUGCAUGUCAGAUAGGUGUGGGAAGUCUUAUGGGAGUAUACCUGCGUGCAUAUAUAGGUAUGGUUGUGGAUAUUUCUACAUAGUUGUAAAUGGUGCAUGUAUAUUCAUAUAUAUAUAUACCAGCACAUAGAGAGCAUGGUUGUAGAAUCUACUUAAAGACAUCAGGACUGAACUACUGGGCUUGAAGGCUAAGGACCAUAGUCUUUGGGGACAUGUAGGUCAGCUGGCAAAACAGUUCAUUAAGAUAAUGUUCUAUAUCCUGGUCUGGUGAGUAGCGUCUGGGGUCUUAAAAGCGUCUGAGUGGCCAUCUAAGAAACAACUAUUGGUCUCUUCCCACCUGGUGCAAAGAAAAAUGAAGACUCAAGGAAACAACUAGUCCAAAGGACUAAUGGCCCACAGGAACUACAGCCUCCUCUAUCUAAACUAAGAUCUGAAGAACUAGAUAGUGUCUGCCUGGCUACUGCUACCAAGCUCUCUGACCGGGACCACAAAAGAAGGUCCCAGUUAGAAUGGGUAAAAAUGUAGAACAAAAUUCAAAGUAAAAAAAAGACAAGACUUACUGGCCUGAUAGAGACUGGCUGAACCCCUGCAACUGUUGCCCUAAGACAACCCUUUGACUUGAAGACACUCGUGGAGGCCACCUUUCAGCCAAAAAAUAAACAAGCCUGUAAAAUUAACACCCAUGAAAAAUGUGCUGCUUAGAACAAUUGAGUGUACAAGACUAAAAAGGACAACCAGAGAUGAGACUGCAGUAAGGGACAGGGGAACUGGACGAAUGGAACUGGAAACCUAGGGAGGAAAUGGAGAGUGCUGACACAUUACACGCCCUGUGACCAAUGUCAUGGAACUAUUUGUGUUAAUUAUUGAUCGGAAACUAACCUGCUAUGUAAAUUUGACCUAUAGCACAAUAAAAUGUUAAAAAAAAAAAAAGUCCCUAAGUGGGAUAGUUGAGUCACAGAGGGCAUGGGUUUGUUUUUGCCUUAAGACAAGUUUUUUAUAGCUUUGGAAGUCAUCUUCAACAUGGGUUUCAUUGAGCUAAAAUCAAGAUGUUGGCAGGCCUGGUUCCUUCUGGAGGCUCUAGAGGAGUGCAGUGCAGUGGAUUAUUUAAUAUGGUCCUUCUAGCCAUUGUGGCUCCCACACAAUGAUUGGGCAAGACUGUAAAUAAGGUGUUUGUGGCACCAAGGGAAUUGGAAAGCCUGCUAACAAUGCCAAUAAGGUGUAUGGAACGUUAAAGGGGAGUCAGUUUUGUCAUCCUGCUAGGCUUAAAAUGAGCUCAUCCUAGAAGUGGAGGGUGGGGGGACCUCAUUACCAUCAAGAAGGAAGAGCCAGGAGUGAAGUAUGUCCUUUGGACUCAGGGUCCCUGCACUGAGAAUCUCCUAGACUCAGGAGAUGAAGACAGAGAGCUAUAACACUGGAGAAGGCAUGAGAUGGGGAGAAGCAGCAGCAGAACCUGGAGACUGUCAGGAGAUGGCACGGUGGGAAUGCCAGCCCACGGAGAGAGCAAGCUGAGCACCUUCGGGCAGGAGGCUUACUGGCAGAGUAGGGUGCCUCUAGGUACUUGGCGGAACUGUGCUUGAUGACCCAUGGAGAGAACUGAGCCCUUUGGGCCCAAGGCUUACCAGCAGAGUUGGGUGCCUCUGGACACUUAACAGCAGACCUAAAGAGCUUACCAGAGCAGAGCAGGCCCGAGAGAGAAGCAUGUCUGAGGUCAUGGCAGAGAAGCUGUCCUGACUGAAGAACGGUAUCCUGAGUUGUUUCUGAUCCCGAAUUGUAACCUGUUAAUUCCCCUAUAAACCCCAUGACUAUGAGUAUGUCCUCUGAGUUCUGUGUGGCCAUUGCAAUGAAUUAUCAAACUGAGAAGUAGAGUGCCAUGGGAGGGACACCUGGUGUCAGAAUUGGUAAAAAGGUUAUCUUCACCUCAUAGCAAUCAGGCUUGGGCUGAUUUGUUCUUCCCCUUAUGAAGUUAGAUAAGGAGGUCAGAUGCCGCCAUCACACCAUUUUUACAGGAAGAAUCCAUUCCCUCGCCUUUUCCACCUUCUAGAGAUCCUCUGCAUUCCUUGGCUCAUGGCCUUUCCUCCAUCUUGAAAGCCAGCAAUGGCCAGUUAAGUUUUUUUCAGAUUGCAUCACUCUGAUUUCUCUCUCCUUCCCUCUUCCACUUUAUAAGGACUGUUGUGAUUACAUUGGGCGCACCUGGAUAAUCCUGAAUAAUCCCUUCAUCUCCAAGUCAGCUGAUGGGGUAUGGGAUUUUUAAGUUCCUGAUGGGUGUGGUCAAAGUGCCUUAGUUAUCUAGUGCUGCUAUAACAGAAAUAUAAGUGGAUGGCUUUAACAGAUUUAUUCUUUCACAUCACAGUCUAGGAGACCGGAAGUCUGAAUUCAGGGCACCAGCUCUAGGAGAAGGCUUUCUCUGUCAGUUCUGGUGGAAGAUCCUUGUCAUAAAUCUUCCCCUGGUGUAGGAGCUUCUCAGCGCAGGGACCAUGGGUCCAAAGGAUGAGCUUUGCUCCUGGCACUUCUUUCUUGGUGAUAUGAGGUCUCUCUCUCUCUCAGCUAGCUAGCUUCUCUGUCCUUUUAUCUCUUGUAAGAUAAAAGGUGAUGCGGCCACACCCCAGGGAAAGUCCGCCUACAUGGAUCAGGGCUAUGACCUGAGUAAGGGUGUUGCAUCCCAUCCUAAUCCUCUUUAACAUAACCUAAUAUUGCCCCAUUAACCACAGGCAGAGAUUAGGAAUUUACAAGACAGGAAAAUUACAUCAGAUCAAAAAAUGAAGGACAACCACAUAAUAUUGGGAAUCAUGGCCUAGCCAAGUUGACACAUUUUGGGGGGACACUAUUCAACCCAUAACAGUGCCUUAAACAAAGCGGCGGGGGGGCAUUUUGUCUUCCCUCCAAAAGGGCUUCUAACACCCUUUUCAACCUUGGGCUCUCAUUCUUUACUGUCCUCCCUUCACUAGAAUCCAGGGAAAUGGAAAUUUAAGUGGCUGUGAGUGCUCAUUUUGGCAGCACAUAUACUAAAACUAACUGGAAUCAUACAGAAAAGAUUAGAAUGGCCCCUGCAAGAGGAUUAUACCUAAAGUUGUAAAGUGGCUGCAAGCUGUGACUCCCCCUAAAAAAAAAAAAAAAAAAUUUUUUUUUUUUUUUUUUUUUUGAGGGCAGAAAAUAGCAGGAUAACCUCUUGCUGUGAGUUACCAGGAGGACUGUGACCUACUGCAGCCCUUUUGGAAACCAAGCUAGCAGUACCUAUUAACAUUUGUAAAUUGACACUUUGACCCAUCCCUGCAACUUCUCUUCUUGGACUUUAACUUACAAAAUACAUCAGUAAAAAAAGAUAGGUGUUUGGGGUCGCUAUGAGUCGGAAUUGAUGGCAGUGGGUUUGGGUUUUUUUGGUUACUGUGUAGGCUUUGUUAAGGCAUCCCUAGGCAGGGCUUCAAACUGGUUUCUUCUGGUUUGACCCCUUGCUGAGAAUUUUAACUUUCACCCCCAGAUAUACUGAGUCAGAAUCUACAUUUUAACAGGAUCCCCAGGUGAUUCAUAUCUGAAUCUGGGGUGGAAAUGUAAAUUUUUAGCAGGAGGUCAAAUUGGAAUGAACCGGUUUGAAGUCCUGGCCCAAGGAAACUAAUACACUUGGUAAGUAAUUUCUUGACUGCAUGGAUUUCUUUUGUUCACAUCCCAGAUGCUGGUUUUGUCUGAUGGUAGGAAAUACAGUGAUAGGGCCUCACUAGGUAGGGCUUGUUGAACUGGGCACCCCAGGAAUGCAGUGUUCCUCACCACGGGGAUGGCAGCAAUUUAAUGCCCACUCAGCAUAGUAUAUGCAAGAGUGAUGGAGACAUGGGUUCAGGCUGGCCUCUAGCACAGAGGGUGGAAUGGCACAGAGACCCAAAGAAGUAUGGAGGACAGGGCCCAGCAGUUCUGGAGGGAUAGUAAUACAAAGUGGCUGGAAGACUGGGCCUCUGUGGCCUCUGCUGUUUCAUCCACACAUCCCAGGCUCCCUUUCUGGCUGACCUCUGUCCCAGAAAGAACAAAGACCUUAACAAAGACGUACUGUGUGUGUGUAGAGGGAACCCUGGUGGCACAGUGGUUAAGCGCUGGACUGCUAACAAAGGUUGGCAGUUUGAGCCCACCCAUCAGAUUCUCAGAAGAAAAAGGGUUGUGAUCUGCUUCUGUAGAGAUUACAGCCUUGGAAACCCUAUGGGGCAAUUUUACUCUGUCCUAUAGGGUCACUAUAAGUAGGAGGAACUGACUCUAAGGCAACGGAUUUUUUGCUGUUUAGGACAGAACUGGGCCCCUGGGGGAUGGGGUGGGGAGGGCGCCAGCUGAGCUUUUCCUGCUAUGUGCCAGCUGGGGUCCCCCAGGGUGUCAAAUAAUAUUGGGCCUACAGUACACCAGAGGAAGGCGGGCCUAGGCCGAAGCAGGAAUGGCAGAGUUCUAUGUUCACGAAGCCCCAAGCUCCCUUCUCUACCUGGAGUUCCUCCUGGAGGCGCUCUCCUGGAGGCAACAGGAGUGUGAACUAAUCUUACGAUCUAUGGUAGGGGAAGAGAGCUGGACCACAGGGAGCCUGGAUCCAAGUACACUGUCUGCACCUGUGUCCGGAAAGGGUUGCGGUCCUGCAGUGAACACAAGACCCCCUCUGCCACGUAGGGCAUAAAAAUAGCAAAUGGCGGCUAGAACGACCAUUUCGUAGGUAGUAAUCACAAGCAGCCUGCUUCUAUAAAGAUUACAGCCUUGGAAACCCUAUGAGGGAAAUUCUACUUCAUAUAGGAUAGGUAUGAUUCAGAAUCGAACUGACCGCAACGGAUUUUGUUUUUUGGAAUCACAGGCCUGGUCCUGUGGUGCCCGGCCUCCACUGAGCUCAUGACUGCGCCCAGACCGCAGUCACCACCAACGACAAGAUUCUCAUAGCUGAAGCCGAGCUGACGGGACCAAAGAGGCUCCAAGUGGGAAUGAUAAGGCAGGGCUUCGCUUGCGCCAGGGCUCGCAGACGCAUUACACGUCCCCAUGAUGACUUCUGUGCGGCCCCACUGCGCCACUGCUGUAGCGGUUAAUACCGUCACCUUCACCGCGCCGGCUGCGCGACGAAGACCAGCCCAUACUCCAGGUACCGGACGUCAACCCACUCUCAAUAUCGUGGGCAGCCACAUCAACUGCACCGCCCCGCCGCAACUGCACUUGCGCAAGUCACUCCGCCUACAGUUCCCACAAUACCCGGGCGGUUUUUGCGGCCUCGGAGGCGGCACGGACUACGCUUCCCGGAGGCCUGUGUGCCCGCUACCUUUUGCUACAGCUCAGCAAGGCCCAGAGCGACAAUUCCGGCUCUUCAGCCAGCGGACUCCAUUUCCCAGAGGACUCGGCGCCUUCGGGUCCCUGCUUACAGCUCCCACAACUCACCAGGCCUCACUUCCGGUUCCUGAAACAAUGUGGACUCAUACUUCCUAGAGCUCUCGGCGUUGGCUCAUUGCCUUGCUCCCUCCCACCCCACCUGCAAUGUCCCGAGCUUUACUUCCGCUGCUGAAACAAGGCGGACUCCAUUUCCCAGAGCCCUCAGCGUUUGCGUCUUCCCUUAUCCCCGUUUACAGCUCCCCCAGUGACAGCACAGCAUUUAAAGCUCCUGACACGAUGGGAAAUUCACUUCCAAAAGGCUUGGAGCCCACGGUGACCCAAGAUUUACUUUCGCCCCAUGAAACACCGCGGACUCCAUUACUCAAAGGGCUCUUCGCCUGCCAGUCCCUGCCAAAAAAACCCAAACCUGUUGCCAUCCAGUCGAUUUUGAUUCCUAGUGAUCGCAUAGGGCAAAGUAGAACUGCCCAUUGGGUUUCCAAGGCUGUAAACUACGAAAGGAGCGCUGGUGAUGUAGUGGUUAAACGAUUUGGCUGCUAACUGAAAGGUGGGCAGUUAGAACCGACUAGCUGCUCCAAGGGAGAAAGAUGUGGCAGUCGUAUUCCAUAAAGAUUUACAAUCGCGGAAACCCUAUGGAGCAGUUCUAUGUUCUACAGGGUCGAAAUCAACUUGAGGCAAUCAGUUUCGUAUUUAAGCUUAACGGAAGCUGACUGCCACAUCUUUCUCCAGCAGAGUGGAUGAUGAGUUGAAACCGCCAAACUUUCAAUCAGUAACCAAGAGCUUUACCCACUGCAACACCAGGGCUCCCUGCCUAUGUUGUUUGUUGUUAGGUACGGUGAGAGCAGUUCUACUCAUAGCCCCUUACGUACAACAGAAGAUACACUGCCUGAUCCUGCACUAUCCUCACAAUCAUUAUGCUUGAGCCCAUUGCUGCAUCAUUGGGGCAAUCCACCUUCUCGAGGGUCUUCCUCUUUUUCGCAGACCCCAGGUCCAAAGGACACACUAUUCUCCCAGCUCUUGUUUGUUGGUGGUAUGACAAAAUGGUGGACAACCACACAAUACUGGGUAUCAUGGCCUAGCCAAGUUGACACACAUUUUUGGGGGACACAAUUCAAUCCAUAACAAUGAGUCUUCCUCCAAUCCUAUUGCUGCGCUCUUCAUAAAGUCUAUGAAUCUCCGUAGAAGAUGGGGCCUGUGGGUGGGGGGCCGAGGUCAUGGGGCUUCUAGAUCCUGGCGGAGGCGAGGCUAGAGAAGCCAGAGUUCCUGGUCUCUUAGGAGGUGAUUCUUGGCAGACAUGAACAGAGUUCCACCCAUUCCCAGGGGCAUGGUCACAAACGCUGGCUUCUCCCCCGUAGAUGGAAGGGGGGAAACGUGUCCACGCAGGAAGUGGAGAGUGUGUUGCUACUCUUGGACUUCCUGCAGGAAGUGAACCUCUACCGCGUGUCUGUGCCAGGUGCGGAGGGCUCGCCUCAUUUUAAUCCUCUAACAACCUUGUGGAUGGAGGGUUAUUAUUCCCAUUUUACAUGCGAGGGAAACUGCGGGGCACAGAGAAGUGUAGAGACUUACUUGCCCAGUGGACCAGUGAUCGAUUGGUGGAGCUGGGCCAAGCAGGAGGAUCAGCCGUUGCCCUCACAGAGGGCUUGCAGGUGAGGCAGGGACGAAAAUGAUGGGGACAACAAUGGCUGGUGUACUUCCUAGGGUGUGAGGGCAAGGUGGGCAUGGCUGCCGUGCAGUUGGCCCCCAGCCGAAGGUUCGACGAGCAGCACCUGUACCAGUAUGUCCGCACUUGGCUCCCUGCCUAUGCUGCCCACCCCCACCCAUUUCAUUCGUAUUCAGGUGAGCCCAGGAUAGCAGAAUUCCAGAGCAGGUGGGUGGAGGUGUCACAGCUGUGGGGGUCACAGUCGAGGGUUUAUGGUUAUCCCUGCCGGAUGUCCUAAAGAUCACAGGCACCUUCAAGCUGGCAAAGUCUUGACUGGUGCGUGAGGGCUUCAGUGUGGGUAUCAUUGCUGACCCUUUUCAUACUGGGCCACCAGGCCCAGGCCUUCCAGUCCCUGACGCCAGUCAUGUACAAAGCUGCGUGCAACGGAACCUGGAGACUGACCACAUGGUGAGCCCGCAGGACACCCAAAGGGGCAGGGCACCAUGCCAACCACCAGCCCAGCCUACAGUGUUACCUCCACCCUGUACCUGCAUGGGGUCUGCAUGAUUCCCAGACUGGCCAAAUCCCCAGCCACACUGUGAGACAUAAGGACACUGGACCAGGAGACAGAGGGAGAAUAAACUCAGAUGUGUAUACAGA